Nanorana parkeri is the source of this 803-nucleotide messenger RNA. It is a transcript of the gene TRAPPC2, whose product is annotated as trafficking protein particle complex 2. NCBI's taxonomy places the organism in Eukaryota, Metazoa, Chordata, Amphibia, Anura, Dicroglossidae. Gene Ontology annotation, cellular component: TRAPP complex; nucleus; cytoplasm. Gene Ontology annotation, biological process: endoplasmic reticulum to Golgi vesicle-mediated transport. The record is from RefSeq and is a predicted model, not a curated record. The coding region runs from base 39 to 461 and encodes 140 amino acids. The transcript has 5 exons.
UGUUGAUGUGAGAUCAGGUGUUCUUGACAUAGAAGACCAUGUCGGGCAGCUUCUAUUUUGUGAUUGUGGGACAUCAUGACAAUCCAGUAUUUGAGAUGGAGUUUUUGCCACCAGGAAAGACAGAGUCUAAGGAUGAUCAUCGCCAUCUGAACCAAUUCAUCGCUCAUGCAGCUCUGGACCUAGUAGAUGAGAACAUGUGGCUGUCAGGCAACAUGUACCUGAAGACAGUGGACAAGUUUAACGAAUGGUUUGUUUCUGCAUUUGUAACAGCGGGACAUAUGAGAUUCAUUAUGCUGCAUGAUGUCCGACAAGAAGAUGGAAUAAAGAAUUUCUUUAAUGAAGCAUAUGACUUAUACAUGAAGUUUGCCAUGAAUCCUUUUUAUGAAACAAACAGUCCUAUACGGUCUACUGCUUUUGAUCGUAAAAUACAGUUCUUGGGCAAGAAACAUCUACUAAGCUAAUUGAUGGUGUCGCUGAUGAACUGAGCAAGCUUGGUAUUUAUUUCAUUAUGGACCAGAGUGCAUCCUGUGAGAGCUACGACUUAUGUUUUGUUUGUUUUUUCUCCAAGAAACUUUUUUUUACAAUUGUUCUUAUGUUCAACUCUUUGCUUUAUGUGUAUUAUUACAGAUGUAUCCUAAAAUGAUUGUGAAAUUCGGCAAGAGACAAAUUGGAAACAUUUUUUUUUUCUCUUUUUGCAUUUGGUUAUGUGUACAAUUUAUUUAGCAACAUAAUUGUACAGGAAGUACUGCUAUGUAAUAUUUUUAACAUGAUCACAGGUUUGCCAUUUAAAAGCUGGCAUAGAU